AUGUUCAAGUUUUUUGUAUUGUUUUUCCUAGUUGCGUGCUUUUCUCAAUGUUCAGCCGAGACAGUGAGACGUCUGAAAGAGCUCAGGUGAGUUUGAAAAAUCAAAAAAGAAUUUUUAGGAAAAAAUAUUGCGAAUGUGCACUCGUUUUCCUCGUAGAACAAUAAAGAUUCCGCGGUUUUUUUGAGUCAGCCAUCAAAAAUAUGAAGUUUAUUUGUUAAAAAGGAAAGAGAAAGGGCAAAUUAAAAAAACAUUUCUGAAAUUGAAUUUUCAAAAGACGAGUCUGUAACUUCUAAUUCGGAGCUCAGCAAUCAAUUCCUUCCAAAGAAAAACCUGAACUUUCUUUCCUUUAAAAUUCAUACUAAAUCUCCUGUUGAAUAUUCAGAACAGAGGUGCAACCGGUACGAACUUUCGACGCGCCAAAAGUUGCGCCGCGAGCGAAGUCCUUGCGUUUUCUGCGCGCACCUCAAGCAGGUAGAAAGCCGACAUGGAAGGUUCCUCCGUCAAAAGGAAUCUUCAGAAGAGAGAAAAACGUUCCAGACUCCGUUCAAAGUGCGCGGAGCCAAGACAGGCUCAGCUGACUUCGUUCGUUGGCGGCUCGACGAGCUGACCUCGGCGGAAAUGUUGAGCAGCGCCGAGGUGAAGGCCGUUCGGAGGCCUUCUUUCCUCGACAACGACCAAGUCAGCGGAGAAGCUUCCGUCGGCGAAUUCUUCCCGUAA
Molecule: messenger RNA, 717 nt
Organism: Caenorhabditis auriculariae
Lineage: Eukaryota; Metazoa; Nematoda; Chromadorea; Rhabditida; Rhabditidae
Source: the annotation of a GenBank genome assembly